AUGCUUCUUCUUGGCCGACCGACUGCCGUUGUCAGUCUGGUAUCUUUUUUAGGCGCAUAUGCCACCCCCGUCCCUAGCCCUAACUUGCAACAACUUCUGCGAGUGCCUGCAGGAAGUCCCCAGCAAGUGUUUAGAGACCCGCCCUUCACUCCGGGCCAUCGUGACCCCUAUGACCACAAAGUAGACUCGGUGGGGGAAAACCUGCAUCCGUUACCAUAUCGCAAUGGCGAUGGAUCAAGCGUGAUGGGUCCGCAAAACAAAGAUCGCCAGCGCCAAAACCCGGACCUUAUGCGCCCACCGAGUACGGAUCAUGGGAGUAUGGCCAACAUGCGCUGGAGUUUUGCAGAUUCACACACCCGGAUCGAGGAAGGGGGUUGGACGCGGCAGACGACCAUCCGUGAGCUUCCCACCAGCCGGGAGCUAGCAGGCGUGAAUAUGCGGCUGGAUGACGGCGUCAUCCGCGAACUUCAUUGGCACACCGAGGCUGAGUGGGCAUAUGUGCUCGCCGGCCGAGUGCGAGUGACAGCGCUCGACCCGGACGGAGGUAGCUUCAUGGACGACCUCGAUGAAGGCGAUUUGUGGUACUUUCCGGCUGGCCAUCCGCAUUCACUGCAGGGCCUCAGUCCCAAUGGCACCGAGUUCCUCUUGAUAUUCGAUAAUGGUCACUUUUCCGAAGAAUCUACGUUCCUUCUGACUGACUGGUUGGCCCAUACUCCCAAAGCGGUGUUAGCAGAGAACUUUCGCCUCCAACCCGAAACGUUCAAGUCGAUUCCAACGUCCGAGAAGUAUAUUUUCCAGGGCUCUCGCCCAGGAUCCAUCGACCACGAGAAACCUCGUGGCUUCCGACAAUCUAAGACCCGUUUCACGCAUCGGAUGCAUGAACAAAACCCUUUGCAAACGAGUGGAGGGCGAGUCCGGAUCACAGACUCGACCAAUUUCCCCGUGUCAAAAACGGUGGCAGCCGCCCAUCUGGAAAUUCAGCCGGGAGCCCUUCGUGAAAUGCACUGGCAUCCUAAUGCUGAUGAGUGGACGUACUUUAAGAAAGGUCGGGCCCGGGUCACCAUUUUCGCCGCCGAGGGCAAUGCCCGCACGUUUGACUACAUGGCCGGAGACGUGGGCAUCGUACCGCGAAAUAUGGGGCAUUUUAUAGAGAACUUGAGUGACGACGAACCAGUAGAAGUGCUGGAGCUGUUUCGGGCGGAUCGAUUCCAGGACUUUUCACUCUUCCAGUGGCUCGGUGAAACGCCCCGACGUAUGGUUGCCGAGCAUAUUUUUGCGUCCAACCCGGAGGCUGCGGCAAGAUUUUUACAGAACAUCGAAGGGGCCGAGAAAGAUCCCAUCAAAGAUACAGCAUGA
Penicillium alfredii is the source of this 1356-nucleotide messenger RNA. RefSeq names its product Oxalate decarboxylase OxdC. Gene Ontology annotation, biological process: oxalate metabolic process. Bases 1 to 1356 code for a protein of 451 amino acids. The record is from RefSeq and is a predicted model, not a curated record. NCBI's taxonomy places the organism in Eukaryota, Fungi, Ascomycota, Eurotiomycetes, Eurotiales, Aspergillaceae. The transcript is spliced from 3 exons.